AUGGCCCAGUCCAAACCCCUUCUCGUGGUCGCCAUUGAUAUCGGUACAGCAUAUUCCGGCUACGCCUUCUCCUUCCAACACGAGUUUCUGACUGAUAAACUCAAGAUUACAACCAACAAGGUUUGGUCAGAUGGGGACAACCACCUUCAGACCUCGUACAAAACCCCGACCUCUGUACUGAUAGACCCGUAUGGAGAUUUCCACAGUUUCGGAUAUGAAGCGGAGACAAAGUACUCGACAGUCGCCAAAAACAAAGAGGAGAAAAACUGGUUGUUAUUCCGUCGAUUUAAGAUGAACCUCUACAAAUCUGAGAUAAGUGAGACUAUGGAGCUGGAGUCAGUAUCCGGACACCGGUUCAAUGCCCUCAGUGUAUUUGCCAUGUCAAUACUGUACCUUAAGGAGCAUUUCAGUGGAAGCCUUCAGCAGCAAGUGACUGACUCGGAGAUCCAAUACGUGCUGACGGUACCUGCUAUCUGGGACGAGGAUGCCAAGCAGUUCAUGAGGAAAGCCGCUCUACAGUCUGGGAUACUUGGAGAUCAACUGGCUAUUGCACUUGAACCGGAAGCGGCCUCCAUUUUCUGUCAGUCCUUAUUAGCGAACAGCCGAUCCGAUGACGAAUUCUGUGACGCAGACAACAUCUCGCGGAAUGGAUCUCGAUACAUUGUUGUGGACGCUGGAGGUGGUACUGUGGACACGACAGUGCACGAGGUGAUGCUAAGCGGGGAUCUCAAAGAACUACACAAAGCCAGCGGGGAAGGUUGGGGCGGCACUCAGGUAGACGACCAAUUCACCGAACUGUUGCUCAAGAUUUUUACCGUAAAGGUGAUGAAGGAGUUCGGCAAACACCACAAAUCGGAUUGGCUGGAACUUGAGAAAGAAUUUGAAAUUAAUAAACGGAGGAUAUCUAGUAAUGAUGAACAGAAAUUCAGCUUCCGGUUGCCAGCUUCUCUACAUGAAACGUUCAGCUUUCAGAGCAAGUGCUCGUUAGAGGAGCAAGUGGCUGAGUCUGGGUUAUCCAGAGAUGUUCGGUUUACAGGUGACAAGAUGAGAAUUAGCGGUAAAGUGAUGCAGUCUUUGAUGAAACCAACCAUUCAGAAAAUUAUCACUCAUGUAGAAACACUAAUGGCGGAUCCCAAGUGUAGAGAAAUUUCCCACAUCUUACUGGUGGGUGGGUUUUCCGAAUCGCCACUUCUCCAAGAGGAGUUCAGGAAGAACUUCCGGUCUGUGAAUGUGGUCACUCAAAGAGACGCCGUCCUGUCUGUGGUGAAAGGGGCGGUGAUAUUCGGCCAUCGACCGGGCGGCAUUGGAAUCCGUCUGGCAGCCUUUACUUACGGAACUAAUAUCUUAUCCACUUUUGACGAUGGUGAACAUGAUCCUGACAAGUUAAUUAUGAUUGAAGGUGAGAGGAAGUGCAAGGAUAUAUUUGAAAGAUUUGUUUCUGUUGACGAAGAAGUGCCACACGGUAUGGAAACUAGCGAACAUACCUUUAAUCCGAUUUACUCUGGACAAAAAACAAUGGGGCUUGCAGUGUACAAAUCCACGGUGACCAAACCCAAAUAUACAACUGACCCUUCAUGUUUUAAGUUAGGUAGUUUCACAGUAGACAUGCCGGAUUUGACGGGAGAGAAGGACCGUGAAGUUGGAGUGAAGUUUAUAGUUGGUGGCACAGAGCUCAAGGUGAAAGCUCACGAGAAGACGACCGGGAAGAUCUUCGACGCUACCUUUAACUUUGUGACAAAGUAAGUCAGACUAUCUGUAUGCUAUCCAGAGCCACAGACAGCGGACUGAAGAUAAAAAAAAUAUGAGCUCCGGGAACAGCUUACCCCAACCUAAUAUUCUGAACGCGGAAGGGGUCUGAACUUUGUUGCGAAUACUGUUGUAAUCUUUGAUAUCACUUUCACUGAAGAAUUGGUCUUGAGGCAUCAACUAACAAGACGUGUCACGUGAUUGUUGCUUGGUCAGUAAAUGUAUUAGAUAGGAUAUCCUGUCAGAUAUUAAGACCCAAGAUAUUUGUUUUUA
Liolophura sinensis is the source of this 2019-nucleotide messenger RNA. Its product is annotated as heat shock 70 kDa protein 12B-like. The record is from RefSeq and is a predicted model, not a curated record. Bases 1 to 1743 code for a protein of 580 amino acids. Gene Ontology annotation, molecular function: ATP-dependent protein folding chaperone; ATP binding. NCBI's taxonomy places the organism in Eukaryota, Metazoa, Mollusca, Polyplacophora, Chitonida, Chitonidae. The transcript is spliced from 4 exons.